Messenger RNA from Hansenula anomala, 1005 nucleotides. RefSeq lists its product as uncharacterized. The annotation marks the transcript as partial. Gene Ontology annotation, biological process: protein phosphorylation. The record is from RefSeq and is a predicted model, not a curated record. The transcript has a single exon. NCBI's taxonomy places the organism in Eukaryota, Fungi, Ascomycota, Saccharomycetes, Phaffomycetales, Wickerhamomycetaceae. Gene Ontology annotation, molecular function: ATP binding; cyclin-dependent protein serine/threonine kinase activity. Gene Ontology annotation, cellular component: nucleus.
GUUUGCAGAUUGGACCGUUAUCAAAUUAUUAAACAACUGGGGAAAGGUACUUUUGGUAUUGUUUAUAAAGGGAUCCAUAAACAAACAGGCUAUUAUGUCGCCAUCAAGAAAAUUUUGAUUCAUAAAGGUGCAGAUUGUUUCCCAGUGACUGCUUUUAGAGAAAUUGAUAUCCUCAAGAAUCUACAAAGUCCCGAAUGCAAACAUAUUAUAGAGUUGAUUGACAUGAUUAGGGAUAGACCACCUCCUAAUGAUGAAUAUACCAAUUAUGAUUCUUCAAAAGCUCCAAAAAGUAUCAAGAAAUCAUUUUAUAUGGUGUUCCCAUAUAUGUCUUAUGAUUUAAGUGGGAUAUUGGGUAAUCCAUCUGUGACUUUAACAGAACCAGAUAUCAAAUCAAUAAUGAAACAACUAUUGGAUGGGAUAAAUUUUAUACAUGCUAGUGGCUAUUUACAUAGAGAUAUCAAAGCUGCUAAUCUUUUGAUAAACUGGGAAGGUGUGCUAAAGAUUGGUGAUUUCGGGUUGGCCAGAUCCUAUGGGGGACCAAGACCAACAUUAGACAAAGCCGGUGGUGGUAAUUAUCCAUUGACAGAAGUUGUCAUGACAAGAUGGUAUAGAGCACCAGAAGUGCUGUUUGGUGAUAAGUUAUACACUACUGCAGUUGAUAUUUGGGGGAUUGGAUGUGUUUUUGGAGAGUUGUAUGAAAGAAAACCAAUUUUACCUGGUAAAUCUGACUUGGAUCAAGCUUAUGAUAUCUUCAAGUUGGUUGGUGAAGCUAAUGAAAAUAAUGUUACACAUAUGGAUAGAUAUAAAUUUGAGGAAAAGAACAUCAUAUUGAAACCAACAAAAAGAACCCUUGAAGAAAGAUUUGCUAAAUCAAUUUCAAGUGAAGGAGUUGACUUAUUAGCCAAAAUGCUCGCAUUGGAUCCAGAAAGAAGAAUUACAGGGUUGAAAGCCCUGGAACAUCCUUAUUUCAAUAUCCAACCAUUACCAACAGAAACCGUUGAUGUU